GUCGGUCGGUCACGCUGCCGUUGUGUUUACAGCAGAUGCCGUGACCAGCAGCGCGAUGAUGCGCGGUAAGACCGUGAUCGUGACCGGAGCGAACAGCGGCAUCGGAAGGGCGACGGCGGCGGAGCUGCUGCGGCGGGGAGCGCGCGUGAUCAUGGCGUGCAGGAGCCGGGAGCGGGGCGAGCGCGCGGCCGAGGAGAUCCGCGUGCAGGCCGGGACCGGGACCGGGGGCGGGGAGGUGCUGGUCAGACUGCUCGACCUGGCGUGUCUGAGCUCCGUGCGCAGCUUCUGCGAGCAGAUCAACAAGGAAGAGCCGAGACUCGAUGUGCUCAUCAACAACGCCGGGGUCUACCAAUGUCCGUAUUCCAGAACCGAGGACGGCUUCGAGAUGCAGUUCGGCGUGAACCACCUGGGCCACUUCCUCCUCACCCACCUGCUCCUGGACCUGCUGAAGCGCUCGGCUCCCAGCCGCAUCGUCGUCGUCUCCUCCAGACUCUACAAACGAGGCGAGAUCAACUUCGACGACCUGAACAGCGAACGCGGCUAUGGCGCGGCGGCGGCGUACAGCCGGAGUAAGCUGGCCAACCUGCUGUUCACACUGGAGCUGAGUCGGCGUCUGGAGGGCACGGGCGUGACGGUGAACGCUCUCACGCCCGGCAUGGUCAGGACCAACCUGGGACGCCACGUCUCCAUCCCCCUGCUGGCCAAACCGCUGGUCGGGCUGGCAUCCUGGGCGCUGCUCAGAUCACCCGAGGAGGGAGCCAGGACUCCGGUUCAUCUCGCCUGCUCCCCGGACGUCGAAGGGGUUCGGGGGAAAUGUUUCGCCGACUGUCAGGAGCAGGAGCUGCUCCCUAAAGCCACGGACGAGGACGUGGCGAGAAAACUGUGGGACAUCAGCGAGGUUAUGGUGGGCAUCACGACGUAGACGACGGAAAUAUUGUCCACAUUAUAGUGCAUCCGAUAAAUAAAUCAAUAAACAAAUAAUAAAACAAACUAAAAAAACUACUAAUUUAUUAUUUUUUCAACACAUUAAAGGGAAUGUGCUAGUAAAAGAAAAAAAGACAAGUAUAUUCAAUUUAGUUAUUAAACGUCUCAAAAGAUUGAUGCAAAGCUGUUGAUUUUUUAUAUUAAAUUUUUUAGCUUAUUAAUGGACAAAGGCUGGCCUUUUGUUAAUUUGUUUGUUUUUUUACUUCAUAAUCAGCCAUGAAUUAUGCAAAAAAUGUCUUUUGAGCUGAAAAGAUUAU
Molecule: messenger RNA, 1241 nt
Organism: Clarias gariepinus (North African catfish)
Lineage: Eukaryota; Metazoa; Chordata; Actinopteri; Siluriformes; Clariidae
Gene: rdh14a
Product: retinol dehydrogenase 14a
Exons: 2
Coding region: 56-922 (288 amino acids)
Source: RefSeq, a predicted model, not a curated record